AUGGCUGACACACACAGAGUUAAAAUAUUAGUACAGAAACGAACCUCAUUAAAGUCGCAAAUUACGAGUUUGACCAAUCUCCUCGACAAAGGUAGAAUAAACGGUAGUACUUUGAGACUGCGUAUCACACGUUUGACGAAAUUGUACCACGCGUACGAAGAGUUCAACGAUGAACUCGCGGUAUUAGAUCCGAACGACGUACAUCAAAACGAAUUUUCAAGUAUACAAGAAAGAUUCUAUUCUCUUGCGGGCGACGUUGAGACCAGAUUAAGCGCGGGAGAUGUGUCGGACAGAGACAACGGCAUGUCGAGUAACGAGAUUCGAAUCGAGAAUACGGGAACCGUAACAACUUUUAAAAAAAGGCGUAUUAAAUUACCCGAAGCCCGACGUUUGAUGGCAAGCUCACAAACGGAUUUAACGGACAUCGACAAGUUACAUUAUUUAAAGGCCGCGUUAACAGGUGAAGCCAGUAACAAAAUAAAAAUAUUCUCAAUCGAUGGGGUAAAUUAUGCGAAGGCUUGGGAGUUAUUAGAGCGCUCUUAUGAAGUGAGGCGGAUUCUGAUCAUGCGACACCUCUCGGCUAUUGUAAAUCUGUGUACGUUAGAUAAGGAAAGUACAGACGGUUUGACAAAACUCGCUGACGAUGCUCAACAGCAUAUCGCGUCGUUAAGUACUCUAGGCGUCACAAUCGGUCAAGAAAUGGUCGUAUACCUUAUCGAAAGUAAAUUACCGAAAUCUACAUUAGAUAAAUGGGAAGCAACGCUUGAAAGAGAUACAUUUCCCAAACUCGAAGACUUGUAUGAAUUUUUAUAUAAAACAGCGGUAUGCGCGUCGAGACGAGAACGAACGAAACCAAUAGAAUCGAAUAAGAGCAAGUACGAACCCCCGGUCAAAAAGAGGAAAUUCGACGUUGCGAAUCGAGCCUUUAUGCUUCUAACGAGCGCGUUAAUAUAUAUCUACGAUCCUAAAGGCAAUAAUCACAAGGGCAUUAAAUGUCGAGCACUCUUAGACACGUGUGCAACUACAAAUUUUGUUUCGGAAUCCAUCGUGAGACAAUUAAAUGUGCGAGUAAUAAAAAAAUCGUCAACGAUUAGCGCAAUCAACGCCGUCAACACUGUAUCGAAGGGUAUAGUACGAAUUAACAUACGGUCGAUAUACAACGACUUCCGCAAAACUCUGACGUGUUUGACAAUACCGACGGUCACAGAUCUAGUGCCAGCAGAAAUUUUCCCACGAAACUCGUUAGAUUUGCCGUCUGAUAUCAAAUUAGCAGACCCCGAAUUCCAUCUGCCACGGCCCGUCGAUAUAUUAAUAGGCGCGGGCGCGACGUUAUCUUUACUGUUCGGCGGCCAGAUUGAUUUAUCUCGUGAAGGGUGGGACUUGUAUCUCCAAGAAACGCGCUUAGGUUGGGUGAUCGCCGGCGGAAUGUCAUCACAAUCAUCAACUAACGAUACAUGUUGCGUGACUAAUUUAGAAAAUCAAUUGUCAAAGUUCUGGACAAUAGAGGAAGUAACGAAAAAUGCGACGAAAUCGGAGGAGGAGCUCGAAUGUGAAUCACAUUUCUCUGGAACGAGCGUUUUUAAACUCAAUGUGAACGCGACUCUAAAAAACGAAUACGCGAAAAUAAUCGAAGAAUAUUUAAAUUUAGGACACAUGUCAGUGGUCGAAAAUCCCGGCGUUAAUGGUUAUUAUAUGCCACACCACGCGGUUAUGAAGGAAACAAGUGAGACCACCAAGGUCCGAGUAGUUUUUGACGCAUCGGCGAAAACCAGCACCGGUGUCUCCCUAAAUGAUGUGCUGAUGAUAUUUUUGCAUGAAGACAAUCGAUGUUAUCAGAAAAUUUUGUGGCGUAGAAACGACGUGAUCGAGACGCUACAGCUUAACGUUCUUACAUUCGGUGUCUCUUCUUCACCGUUUUUGGCGAUCCGCGUCAUUCAGAAACUAGCCGAAGACGAACGUCAAGCUUAUCCCAGAGCCGCGGAGAUCCUUAAAUCUCAUCUUUACGUUGACGAUCUGCUGACCGGUGCUGAUACGAUUCGAGAAGCGAGGAUGAUUCGAGACGAAGUGACCGAAUUACUAUCGCGGGGUGGUUUCGUCAUUAGACAGUGGGCAUCUAAUGAUGAACGCAUCAUUAACGACCUAGAGAACAAUGCACUACACGCGAGCUUCACCUUAAACACGGAUCGAGCUUUGAAAACUUUAGGAUUGUUAGGUCCAGUCGUUCUAUUCGCCAAAAGAUUGAUGCAAGAUAUAUGGCGGUCUGGAGUUCGGUGGGACGAAGCCGUGCCGCAAAAUAUAUACGACGAAUGGUUAGAAUUCACGCGACAGUGGGAGAUGAUGGAAAGGAUCUCCUUUCCUCGUAAAUUACUGAUUACAAAUCAUCGCGAUAUACAAUUACACGGAUUUUGCGAUGCUAGUAAUGUAGGUUAUGGUGCAUGUAUUUAUGUACGGUCGAAGGGGGAUCAAUGCGACGUGAUGUCGAAUUUAUUAUGCGUUAAAUCACGAGUUGAGCCACUCAAGACUGUGACUAUACCAAGACUCGAACUUUGCGGGGCACUUCUGCUAGCACAACUAUAUCGCGAGGUCAACGGUACACUAAAUCUAAAUCCUAGCAAGGUAAUCUUCUGGUGUGACUCGACCAUAGUGUUACACUGGUUGAAUACUGAGCCGCAGCGUCUUAAAACAUUCAUAGCAAACCGGGUUGUAGAAAUUCGAGAACUUACCGACUCAAUAGAAUGGAGACAUGUCCGAUCACUAUACAAUCCAGCGGACGCGAUUUCUAGGGGUCAAUUGCCUCUCACCUUUUCACAGAACAAAAUAUGGUCUACAGGCCCAUCCUGGCUAAUUAAGGACGAGAGUGAUUGGCCCAACGCGGUCGUACAGUUAUGCGAGAUUCCAGAACUAAAAAGGAAUACAUGCUUAACAACGGUGACGGAUAAUCUCGAAAUUUUAAAUAAAUAUUCUUCCUAUAACAAGCUAUGUAGAAUCAUCGCGUACUGUCUUCGAUUCCGUCCCACCAGCAGAUAUAGCGGAAUAUUAUGUGCGGAAGAAAUUGUUGAAGCCGAAAUAAAAAUUUUAAGGAUCUUACAAGCAUCUCAAUUCCACAAGGAAAUCGAAAGUCUUAAAACUAGAAAACACGCGGAUAAAAGUAGAAUUGCGAAUCUAUCUCCAUUCCUAGAUGAAAACGGCAUAAUAAGGGUUGGAGGUCGUCUUCAGGGUUCAAAACUGACGUUUACUCGGAAGCAUCCGAUCUUACUUCCAAGCCGUAAUCAUUUAACCGAUAACAUCAUUCGCGAAUCACACGAGACAAACUAUCACGCAGGUAUUCAAAGCACCCUAGCUACUUUACGCCAGAGGUUCUGGCUACUCGACGGCAGGAAUCAGGUACGGAAGGUGGUUCGUAGAUGCAUACGUUGUCUUAGAUUUAGCGCUAAUACGAUCGAACCAAAAAUGGGAAAUCUACCUUCGGUUCGUGUGCGCGAAGCGUUUCCUUUCAAUAACACCGGUGUAGAUUUUUGCGGGCCGUUCUACAUUAAGGAACGAAAAUUCCGUAACAGGACGCGUAUUAAGGUUUAUGUAUGCGUGUAUGUGUGUUUAUCUAUAAAGGCCGUGCAUCUGGAAGUCGUGAGCGAUUUAUCAACGGACGGCUUUCUAGCCGCACUGCGUCGUUUCAUCGCGAGAAGAGGGUUACCAGAGCAUAUAUAUUCCGAUAACGGUACCAACUUUGUGGGCGCUAAUAACCAAUUAAAGGAACUAUAUGCUCUUUUUAAUUCUGAAACUCAUAAAGAACGCAUAAAUAGGUAUACGAGCGAACGUCACAUAACGUGGCAUUUUAUACCACCAAUAGCCCCGCAUUUUGGUGGAUUAUGGGAGUCUACCGUCAAGCUUUUUAAGCAUCAUUUCCGACGCGUAAUGGGAGACUCAUUGUUUACAUAUGAAGAACUAAGCACGUUUACUACCGAAGUCGAGGGGAUUUUAAAUUCCAGGCCGAUUACCGCGCUCUCUUUGGAUCCGAACGAUCCGUUAGCAUUAACGCCGGCACAUUGCCUAAUUGGCAGACCACUAACGGCCCUCUCCGAGGGUGAUUUGACCUGUGUUCCAGAUAACCGUUUGUCCACCUGGCAACAUAUAUCAAAGGUGAGACAAGAUUUCUGGGCACGCUGGUACCUAGAAUACUUGAACGAGCUCCAAGUACGUCACAAAUGGACCAAAGAUGGCUCGCAACUUGAUACCAGUACCGUAGUCUUAAUCAAGGACAAACGCCUACCCUGCACACAAUGGGUCUUAGGCAGGAUUAUAAGACUCUAUCCGGGCAAUGAUGGAGUAACACGGACGGUCUCCAUCAUGACAGCAUCCGGAGAAAUCAUGAGACCUGUGACGAGUCUCUGUCCACUACCAAUGGAACAAUCAUAA
Messenger RNA from Mycetomoellerius zeteki, 4413 nucleotides. RefSeq lists its product as uncharacterized. The transcript is spliced from 6 exons. The coding region runs from base 1 to 4413 and encodes 1470 amino acids. The record is from RefSeq and is a predicted model, not a curated record. Lineage: Eukaryota; Metazoa; Arthropoda; Insecta; Hymenoptera; Formicidae. Gene Ontology annotation, molecular function: nucleic acid binding. Gene Ontology annotation, biological process: DNA integration.